AGAUUCAGAUUAAAAUGGAAAACGAAUAGUUGUUAAACGCAUUAGCAUAUGAAGCGUCGAUCUAGUAGAAUUAGCUGUACUCGUUGGAGAUGAAAAAAAAAAAAAGAAAAAAAAUCGAGGUAAGAUAACAGUGAAGUGGAAGAACUUAAUCGAAUUAAUUAUGGGGGCGUUGAAUGGAAGUGGAUGGCAAUUAAGUCGGAUAUAAGUCGUAAGAAAAACGAUUUGGAGAAGUAAUCUCAUCGUAGAGGCCGAGGAAAGAGUCAUCGAGAGAAACCGCUUGACUCAUCAAAAUAAAACGUUGAUCCAUGUUGUAAGACCAGUGCCGUUGCUUGUGUAUAUACAUACUCGUAUACGUAUAACCAUAUAAAAGUGUCAUCGUGCCAUUCGCCGAGGAUAGUUGGACUCGAAGCUUCGAACGAACAUGAUCGAGAUAAUUAUAUUGUUUCUUGGGAUUUACGGAACGUUCGCCGUUCCGUACGAGCCGCUCACGGAUCGUGAAUUCCGCACGCUAGGUAAUGACGCGGACGAUGACACCGAAGUCGUCGAGGUUCGUCUUCCAGGUUCGAGAAAUUUAAAUGAAAAAGCUUUACCAAUAUCUCAUCUUUAUGACGUCGAAACCGAUAGCUUACCAGGCAAUCAAAAUUUAGAAGAAAAAUCUCAGAUACGCAUGAUUCUACCUGGUACUGAAAAUCUUGCGGAAAAAAGUAUACCCGAUUAUGUACUUAAAAGGAUGGCCAAUCCAAAAAAUCAUCGUAUCUCUAGUCAUCCUGAUUUCGAGGAAAUACCUAUCCAGUGAAAGGAAGGAACAAUGAUCGUUGUUAAUUAAUUACACAAAAUUAAAUCAAUCAGGAUUUCAUAGAUUUUUAAAUAUUCGUUUAUUACAAAUGCGACGUCAAUUGGGGACAAGGCAUUUGAAGAAAUUUAUAAUACGCGGAAAGAGACAGAGAGAGUGAGAGGGAAGGAGAGAAUAUUUAGCAAAUGAUUUUAGCGCUGUGUAUCCUGUAUCAUACGAUCAUUCGUAUUUUUAUUACAAUAUUUAAUGAAGUUAUGUUUUAUCUUU
Vespa mandarinia (Asian giant hornet) is the source of this 1060-nucleotide messenger RNA. RefSeq lists its product as uncharacterized. The record is from RefSeq and is a predicted model, not a curated record. NCBI's taxonomy places the organism in Eukaryota, Metazoa, Arthropoda, Insecta, Hymenoptera, Vespidae.